Molecule: messenger RNA, 762 nt
Organism: Cheilinus undulatus (humphead wrasse)
Lineage: Eukaryota; Metazoa; Chordata; Actinopteri; Labriformes; Labridae
Gene: sub1b
Product: SUB1 regulator of transcription b
Exons: 5
Coding region: 152-529 (125 amino acids)
Biological process (GO): positive regulation of transcription initiation by RNA polymerase II
Cellular component (GO): nucleus; transcription regulator complex
Molecular function (GO): transcription coactivator activity; DNA binding
Source: RefSeq, a predicted model, not a curated record
GGCGAUCUGCCUUAUUUCCCUGUCCUUCCGGGUGGCUGAGUGGCGAUAAUGAGCCUUCCUGUUGUUGGUGUGCCUCCAUUUGGAUUGAGAGAAGAAGAAGAAGUUUUCCGCUUCCUGUCCAGAGACCCGCUUCUCUACAUCAAUCAUCAGAAUGCCAAAAUCAAAGGAAGUGCUGUCCUCCUCAUCUGGCAGUGACUCUGACAGCGAGGUAGAGACCAAGGCAAAGAGAAAGAAGACAUCAGCACCAGAGAAACCAGCGAAGAAACCAAAGAGCGGAGAGAGCUCCAAGCCCAGCGGCUCGUCAAAGGGCAGCGGAAAUGGAGACGACAACAUGUUCCAGAUUGGGAAGAUGAGGUACGUGAGCGUCAGAGACUUUAAAGGGAAAGUCCUGAUCGACAUCAGAGAAUACUGGAUGAACCAGGACGGGGAGAUGAAGCCGGGGAAGAAAGGCAUCUCCCUGAACCCGGAACAGUGGAACCAACUGAAGGACCAGAUCUCAGAAAUCGACGACGCCAUCAAGAGAACAUAAUCAUUCCACUCCUGGUGUCCUGUUGAACUCAUUCAACAAGUUGGUUUAAACCAGUUUUGUAAAAACAGAAAAAACGUCUGGGAUUGUUUUGUAUCAGACUUUAAUUUGUAGUUGUAUGGAUCUAGUGACGUUUGUGUGACUCUGUGUUUGAGCUGUUGUAGUGGGGGUGGGGUGGAGGGGCUUCAAUACAUUUCAGUUUUGUAUUGAAUAAUAAAAAUGAAGCACUGACUCAA